Microthlaspi erraticum is the source of this 579-nucleotide messenger RNA. Lineage: Eukaryota; Viridiplantae; Streptophyta; Magnoliopsida; Brassicales; Brassicaceae. The record is from the annotation of a GenBank genome assembly.
AUGCCUCGACAGCUCGGGAAAUUAUCCAUUACCUCGGAGAAUGACCACCUCGCUUUCUUGAAGUUCCUCGCUUCUCAGCAGUGGAGUAGCCGAACCACCACCUCCUCGUUGCAGAACACACCCUCGAUUUGGUCGAGCACCUGGAAACACUUAAAUUCCUUGGCUUCCCUAGCUUCAGACAUGUUUUCUAUCCUUGAGACUAAUCUAGAUUCUGUACAGUUGCCUCAUUUCUAUUUUGAUGGCUUUCAUGGUUGGUUCCACUCCCAGCGGUUCUUGCCUCUUCAAAAGCCAUGCAUAAUGAAGUUGCCUCUCGCCGGCGUUUUAAGAAAUCAAGUAGACAGUGUCAUAUCAAAAGCUGAGGGCGAAUGUAGUAAAAAAAGGUUCCUAGUGUUUGACCAAUCAGGAGAUCAGACGAAUCUUGUGCUCACCUCCGACAUCAAGAAAUCAUUUGGGAGCCAAAAACGGCCUAAUAUUAAAGAAGAUCUUCAAAGAAGCAAGAAAGAUUUGGCUAGUUGUCAAGAAAUGAUGGGAAUUAGCGAACCAUAUUGGCAGAGUGAUGAGAAACAAGAAGAUACAUAA